Messenger RNA from Rhodofomes roseus, 2000 nucleotides. RefSeq names its product WD40 repeat-like protein. The coding region runs from base 89 to 1879 and encodes 596 amino acids. Gene Ontology annotation, biological process: positive regulation of actin filament depolymerization; actin filament depolymerization. Gene Ontology annotation, molecular function: actin filament binding. The record is from RefSeq and is a predicted model, not a curated record. The transcript is spliced from 16 exons. Gene Ontology annotation, cellular component: cortical actin cytoskeleton. Lineage: Eukaryota; Fungi; Basidiomycota; Agaricomycetes; Polyporales; Fomitopsidaceae.
GUGCACCGUGCUACGCCGCCUUCGCUUUCACUCUGACCACUUUGAAGCAGCACCCAGGAAGACACGGCAUUAGCUCAACACAGUGAAGAUGUCGUUCAAGAAGGCUGAUUUGUAUCCUUGCAACCCAGCCACCGCGCGCGGCGAGUCGACCAAGCUUAGCUCGAGCGGAGACAAGGUCGUGUACGUGAACGGGCGAACAGUCGUGAUCCGCGACUUGAAGACUCCGGCGACCGCGAUCACCUACGCGGGGCACCUCCAACCCACUACCGUUGCCCGCAUCUCGCCCUCUGGGUACUACUGCGCCUCUGCAGACAUCACCGGUACAGUACGCGUCUGGGACACGGUGGGUGAGGAUCAGACCUUGAAGGGGGAGUACAAGGUUCUCUCUGGUGCUGUGAAGGACCUCGAGUGGGAUGGUGAGAGCAAGCGGAUCAUCGCAGUAGGAGAUGGGAGAGACAAGUUCGGCCAUGCAUUCAUGUUUGACACCGGCUCGUCUACUGGCGAGAUCAUUGGGCAUUCUAAGGUCAUCAAUGCAGUGGCAAUCCGGCACCAACGUCCAUUCCGUGCGGCGACCGCGUCAGAUGACGCAACUAUUGUUUUCCAUCAAGGCGCUCCGUACAAAUAUGAGAAGAGCAUCAAGACGCACACAAAGUUCAUCCAAGAUGUGCGGUACGCACCGUCUGGCGACCAAUUCGCCAGUGUCGGCUCGGACUCGAAGAUCUUCCUCUACGACGGGAAGACGGGUGAGACCCUCGGUGAGAUUACAGAUAGCCCGCACACAGGCAGCAUCAUGGCCUGCAGCUGGAGUCCAGACAGCAAGUCGCUGGCGACGUCCUCCGCAGAUCGCACAGUGAAGUUGUGGGAUGUCGAGGCCCGCAAAGCCGUUACAGCCUGGACUGUCGGUUCCGGCGUCGCCUUCCAGCAAGUCGGCAACACCUGGACAGGCGGAGACGCUAUUGUCUCCGUCUCGAUGUCGGGCGACCUCAACGUAUUUGACAAGCGCAUCGGUGACAAACCUGCUAGCAUCCUCUACGGCCCGCAGAAGUCAAUUACCGCAGCGGCCACGUUGCCGUCGUCGAGCACCUUCCUCACAGGCACGGCUGACGGGCGGAUCCUCUCCUUCUCUGACAACACCUAUUCACCGCUUAGCGGCGAUGGUCAUGCUGCACUCGUCUCUGGCCUCGCCUCUGCAGCAGAUGGCAAGGUGUACUCAGCCGGUUUCGACGACGUGGUCAAGGAGAUCGAAGGAGGGUCGAGCUUCGUUCCGGCGUCAUUCUCGGCGGGCUCGCAACCUAAGUCCGUCGCGGUCGCUGCGGACUCCACCGUGUUCGUAGCGGAAGCGAACGGCGUCGAGGCGAUCCGGUCGAACCAGAGGGUCUUCGAACUCAAGCCCAAGUUCACACCGAGCGCGGUCUCCGCGUCGGGAUCUAUUGUGGCUGUCGGCGGCGAGGACAUGAAAGUGCGCUUGUACGAUUGGGACGGGAAGACCCUGACGGAGGCUGCAACGCUGGAGGGCAACAAGGGCACCGUCAGCGCACUUGCGUUCAGUCCGGAUGGGGCGCUAUUGACUACGGGUGAUUCAUCGGGGAAGAUCAUCUUGUUCGACGUGAAAGGACGCAAGGCGGUCACCUCCCGCUGGUCCUUCCACACCGGGCGAAUCAACUCCCUCUCCUGGACGGCCGACGGGAAGCACUGCGCGUCGGGCUCGCUGGACACGCACGUCUACGUGUGGAGCGUGGACAAACCGAUGCGCAACAUCGCGAUCAAGAACGCUGGUCCUGGAGGGAUUGCUGCGGUGUUCUGGACGGGCCCGAAGACGCUUGCGAGUGCGGGCGCGGAUGGGUGUGUGAGGACUUGGGAGAUUACCUUCCAUGCCUGAAGCUCUGAGGCUGUAGAGUGGUCCAUGGAAUCGAUGACAGAUGGCGUGGACGGAAGUAAUGGAUGUGCGAAAUGUAUUGUAGACCUAACAGAUGUUGAAUUACUGUGUUGUUGUAUCGCGC